AUGAAGCUGCUCUCCACCCUUGCCGGUGUGGCAGCUUGCGGCUCAUCACUCGCUUCUGCCCUGAGCCCCCCAGUCAUUGAUACUCACUACGGUUCUAUUCAUGGCGGUCUCUCUCCUUUCCGUGGAGGCAACAAAGCGUUCGUGUAUAAAGGAAUCCCGUAUGCUCAGCCACCUACCGGCGACAACCGCUGGACCAAAGUAGCUGGCCCAAGCUACUGGGGGAAGCUGAAUGCCACUGAGUUCGCCCCGCAAUGUGCCCAAACAAUCGGUGAUGCUGGUAUCUUCUCCAGUGGUAAGAACACAACCAGCGAAGAUUGUCUAUAUCUUAAUAUCUGGACUCCGGCAUACGAGAAUCAGAACAAUAUGACCUCCAAAAAGCUGCCUGUACUUUUCUGGAUCUACGGUGGCCGUUUUACGGGGGGCUCAGGUGAUGUCAAGACCUACGAUGGCACGGGUUUUGCGCAGAAAGACAUCAUCGUGGUUACUAUCAACUAUCGUCUUGGACCCUUUGGAUACCUAGCGCACCCUGAGUUGACAGCUGAAUCAGGCACCAACAGCUCGGGCAACUAUGGUAUCUUGGAUCAACAGGCAGCUCUACACUGGGUUAACGAGAACAUUGCCAAGUUUGGUGGUGACCCUGAUCAGAUUACGGUUGGUGGGCAAUCCGCAGGCUCGGCUAGUGCCCUCGACGCGAUGUGGAGCCCUCUGGCUUCAGGUCUUGCAGCAGGAAUCAUUGCGGAGAGCGGUGCACGCGGACCUCAUGAUCCGAUGACUGGUACAGUGGCUACUUCGUACCGGACCAAGAAGGCAGCCGAAGCUCAAGGAGUCAGAUUCUUGAAAACGAUGGGAGUGAAAUCCAUCGCUGAGCUCAGGAAUGCUUCUAUGGAAAGCCUUCUUGAAUACGAUGGAAUUUCCGACACCAUAUGGGAGGGUACCCCCUUCCAGAACUUCACCGCUGCAUUUAUGGAACCGCCUAUGUGGCGUCCCAACAUUGAUGGCUAUGUCUUCCCAGACACCUACUCCGAGGCUUUGCGUAAUAACUCUCAUGCCGAUAUUCCCAUCUUGACCGGAAACAACGCGGAUGAGUCCGGUGCUACCCCAACUCUCACCUACUCCGCCUCGACAUACCAUGAUCUCUUCAGCAAUCUGUUCGGUGGUCUUUCAGAUGAGUUCUUUUCCCUUUAUCCAGGUAAAAAUACAUCGCAGGCCUCUCAGAGCGGAAAGGAGUUCUGGAGAGAUCUGUCUCGAGUCGGAACAUGGCGCUGGGGUCUUGACUGGGCUGCUGGUGGUGCCUCCUCAUCUGUCUACACUUACUAUUUCAACCACUGGCCGGCCGAAGAUAAAUCAGGGGGUGCCUACCACGGAAGUGAACUUUGGUAUACCUUCAACAACUUACCCUAUAGCUCAUACUCGAAUGUGACAUGGGAGCAGGAAGAUUAUGCUAUUGAGACGAAGAUGGCAAACUACUGGGCCAAUUUUAUUCGCAAUGGUAACCCUAACGGCAACGGUCAGCCUCAAUGGAAGGCCUCCAAGAAGGAUCAAGAGACUAUGUGGCUAGGAGACCAGUGGGCGAUGGGCCCCCUUACCGCGAACCACAAGCGUAUCGCGUUUCUUCACAAGUGGGUUUCUACCUUGCCUGCGUGGUAA
Messenger RNA from Penicillium nucicola, 1647 nucleotides. RefSeq names its product carboxylesterase/lipase family protein. NCBI's taxonomy places the organism in Eukaryota, Fungi, Ascomycota, Eurotiomycetes, Eurotiales, Aspergillaceae. The record is from RefSeq and is a predicted model, not a curated record. The transcript is spliced from 4 exons. The coding region runs from base 1 to 1647 and encodes 548 amino acids.